AAACAGAGGGUGGGAAGUUUGAACGUUAGGAUGUUCGUUGUUUCCUCUUGAAAUCUUCACAGUUUGUGGUUUCUGAAACUUCGUUUGGUCGUGGGAAAGGUGCAAGAACUUGACUUUGCCAACGUCUUUUGUAGUUGUCGUUCCUAACUGUUGAUCAGGUGCGUUUUAAAGGAGUGAUUGCACAAGUCAUGGCUUCGGUUAACGGGAGCGCGAGUCCGUUUCGUCCAAAGUUUCACAAUGCUAAGAAGUUCCUGUCUCUACAAUUGUCGCAAACAAGUCAGGCCAUUUCUGCAGAGUUCAACCACAUGCUUCGCAGCCAAACCGUAGCCAGAAAAAGAAGAAAGGUUAUCAAUGAGAUUUUUGCAACAGAAAGGACUUACCAAGAUCAUUUGAAUGCUAUAACAUCACAAUUUCUUGCACCAUUGCAAGUUGCGUGCAUUCUGCCACAAAAUGCACUGAACACCAUCUUCUCCAAUGUGGAGGCAAUUCAAGCAGUCAACAGAGAACUCUUGAGUCAUAUGGAGACUUUAGGCCUCGGUGAUGCCUUCUUAGCCAUGGCACCAUUCAUCAAGCUUUACAGUACUUAUGCUAACAACUUUGCUAAAGCACAGGCUGCCUUACAGGUAAAAAUAUAUUUGGCAUCAGACGCCACAGUAGAAAUCAACAAAGUUGCACAUCACAUCAAUGAAAAUAUUCGUCAGCGAGAGAACUUUCAGAAAAUGUUGUCCAUUCAGAAUUCACUCACAGGCGAAGGAGCUCCCAAAAUUCUUGCUCCAGGACGGCUUUUUAUCAAAGAAGGUCCACUUUUGAAGGUUUGUAGCCGAGGAUCACAGGAAAGGAUGUUCUUUUUGUUCUCGGAUAUUCUUCUUUACGCCAAGAAAGGUGGCUCACUGGACAAAGAACAGAGCUCGUACUUAUGCCGUCGCGUUUUGCCACUGAUCGACUGCGAGUUGGAACAGGUUUUGGGCGGUUUAACCGAAAAUGAAGACAAUUCUGGCGCGGGAGCUCUGUUCAAGGUAACUUGUAAAGACAAAUCACUGCUUUUGUACUCUAAGUCAAGGACGGAAGCGCUGACCUGGUUCAAAUGCAUACGGGACGCCAUAAGUGAUCUCAAAAGCUGCAGAGCGUCUUUAAGAAAACCAAACGGAGAUGAAAGUGAUCUGCCAAAGCGAGCAACGCCCUUAACGAGGUCUGUUGCUAGGAAAGCAGCUCGUCUGGGAUUAAGCAUCAUUAGACAGGAUUCGGCUGUAGAAUGUUCCAGUCCAGCGGUCUGCAUCAAAGACAGUCUUUAUCCCUUGAGAAAAGAACUGCUUAACAAACAAACUCCAGCACAGUCGACAAAACCCGGAGGCUCGAAGACCCGAAGACCCGACGACCAAAACCUGAAGACACGGAAAACACUCAAGACCGGAACGACGCCCAGUAUCGCACCAAUGACACGGGCUAGGAGCCGCGAAACAGUGAUUAAUUCUCCGUGGAUUAAGAGUGAUGUUCCAACAUUUUCUGAUGAAAUGAAGCUAGAAAAGGGUUGUGGGAGUUCAAUGCAAGAAACAGAAGGGGCGAAGGUAAACGAAGAAACGCAAAAAUUGGAGGAACCUGGACAAAGUUGUGUAAAGACCCGCGCUCAGAAAAGGAAAUUGUCCUUCAAGGAGAAUUUUGAAGUCGAGCUCUUUUCUCCUCGCGAAGUGGCUGGGAAACGUUGUUUCAGACCAAAACUACCGGAAGUCUCCUGCGUCCAAGCAGUCGGGUCUCCUGUUAACAGUCCCUAUGAACAAACGAAGUGCACACCAGCCAAACUGAGAACAACCAAGUAUGUUAUAGAAGACGAGGAUCUUGUGCAGUCCACGACUUGUGUGGUCAUGUGAAACAAGCUUACAUGAAGAAGUUAAAGAAAACUUCACGUGUCUUACCACGAUGUUCCACGUGAUGUUGUAAAGACAAGAUUGUAGAUGUUGCACUCAGAGGGUUUUCCGUAGCUUUGAAGUUACAACAAGGAUGUACUUUCUCGAUUAAUGACACCGGGUUCAUCCCGGGCGUUUAUUCGAGGACAAGAGUUUACUUAAAUCUGACUUCUAUUAUACAACUUAUAGUCAUCAAUUGUUUGAUGUGAUUAGUUUAAAGGAGCCACGUCACGGUUUGCGUAUCUUGAAACGUUUAGGCUGAAUUAUUCAAGUUCGUCGUUUGUAAUCCGUGUCCA
Orbicella faveolata is the source of this 2197-nucleotide messenger RNA. RefSeq names its product rho guanine nucleotide exchange factor 39-like. Lineage: Eukaryota; Metazoa; Cnidaria; Anthozoa; Scleractinia; Merulinidae. Gene Ontology annotation, molecular function: guanyl-nucleotide exchange factor activity. The record is from RefSeq and is a predicted model, not a curated record. Gene Ontology annotation, cellular component: cytoplasm.